Messenger RNA from Paramuricea clavata, 5520 nucleotides. Lineage: Eukaryota; Metazoa; Cnidaria; Anthozoa; Malacalcyonacea; Plexauridae. The record is from the annotation of a GenBank genome assembly.
GAUCCGGGCUUACGGAUCGAAAGCUUUGCAGUAAUAACGUGGUGUUUCCACAAACAAAACUAUUAUAUUUUAUUUCCAUGCAAACAUACAAAAUAAUUUCCUUGCAGCUAUUUAACACGUACAUGCAGCGCUCUAACACGACUUGUGGUUAGAGAAGUGCACCGAGAGGGCCUUUCUUUUUGUUGUUUUGUUUUAAAAAUGCCGAUCUCUUCCAAAAUAGGUGGGGACACACAGGGUGCGUCCUCUGCGGUGCGUCGGUAGGGGUGCGAGUCUGUUCCAGUAGAACUCCAGUCGUUUUAUAGCUCAGUGUUGCUGUUUCGCGCAUGAUUUCGGCAUUCGCGCGAAUAAAUUUGUUAUUCAAAAUGGCUGGCGGUGAAGAAUGUGAAAGUUUGUUUUCACUUGAAGUUAUUGUCGAAACUGUUGAGAAUAUUUGUGUUUCUUGUUAUAAACCUACGAUAGCCUUUCGUCUUCUUGAUUUUCCGACUGUUGUGAUAUGCCCAGAACGCCAGGGAGGACUGUCUAGAAACGAAGUAUCGUAUGAAAUUCAAUCAGGCAAGUCUUGUUUAUUUAAAAUGAGUAAAGAAAUGCUCUGUGAAAGACUGGAAAACACUCCUCUGUAUAUUAUGUUGGUAGAUACCUCUUUUGAAAAGACUAAACUCUUGGCAAGCACAACUAUAUCUUUGCUGAGUUGCUUUCAAACUAUUCUCUCAAAUAUUGAAAAUAAUGGGUUAGACGUACCAGCAGUUUCUGGCAGCAAAGGGGAAUUUCCAAUGUACAAUUUAAUGGGGUCCCAAGUUGCUACAGUCAAUUUAGGGUAUAGAAUGUUUAGUUUUGGUGUUGGUAUGACUGGUCAUGUGAAUCUUUCACUUUCAAAGCAAAUUAAACGAAGCGAAAAUAUUCUGACCGAGUUACCUUCUCAACAACCUGAAAUGGCUGGAAAAGAAAAUGGCCAGUUUAAGCAACCAUCUUCAUCUCAUGAAGAGAACGGUGCUACCAGUAACAGAAAACCGGUUAUUCCUGACAUAGUUGAAGAAAACCGCACUUUACAAACUGAUGCUCAUACUCAAACUGACAACAUCAAUACAAAACAGCAAAGUGUAACACCUCCACUCCUAUAUAAUAACCCCGAGUCAUUUAGUGUUCACCACCAUAAGAAUAUUUCAAGACCACCACCAUUAUACUAUAACAGUACUUCGACAAUCACCAAACCAAGAGUAAUGCCCAUAUCCCUGGGAAGGUUGGUUAAUUCCAACAACGAUUUGACCAAACUAAGAACACAAUCUGCAUCAGUGAAAAAUCCUAACAAGGAAAUUAAUUCCAGACCACAAUAUUGUGAUACAUCUGUACGAACUUGUGAAAUUUCAUAUAAUGUACCCACACAAAGGAACGAUGAUUCAACUCGGUGUCUAAAUGAUAACCAAUUAAGUCUGCCACUAAUUGAAGCAUUGCUUAACGAACUAUCAUUGGUGAGAACAAAAUUUGUAGGUAACGAUUUACCUCAACAAAUUAAUGAAGGUAGCACAUCCCAUUGCAAAAAUGAGGAAGUUAAAAUUUUUGAGACAGGUCAUGUUCUUUCACAAAAAGCACAGCCACAGGAUCAGAAAAUCAAGAAAAUGAAGGUUGCCCAUCCACAAACAAAGAAAAGUAUACCAACAAGGGCAACUAGUAAAGGUGUAUUGAUAUCAAGACAUCCAAUCAAAUUUAAGAAAAGCUCCCUGAAGUAUGGCACAACUAGGACACAGAAGUUACGGGAAGCAAUAAACAAGAAUAUUCACAGUGAACAAAAUUUAGAGCAAACAGGCUUUCAGAAGAAAGGAGAAUUUUUAAGACAGGAUAACAAUGUGCAAAACAACAGUGCAUUGGAGCAGAAAUCAAAGCAGAUUUUGAGAGAAAAUAAAUCAACAAUGACACAGAAUGACGAGUUGGAAUGUAAAGAUAUUGGCAUACAAGUGAAGAUAAGUGAUGAUAAGUUUCCUAGUAGCAUACCGAAACAUCUGAGUCAGGACUCUUUAUUGAAUAGUGGUGAUUUAAAUAAUGUUAUCCUAGGUAUGUACAGUAUAUUUACUUAUUUUUCAAUGAUUUUUCAUAUUUAUGAUUUUCAUAUAAUGAUUUUCCAUAGUUACUCCUUUAAGUGGCAAUGCACCUUGAUGUGAAUUGCCUUGUUAUUUAACUCUGUCUAACCCCAGCAGUGGCAGAAAUUUUGCAAAUUAUUGGGGGUGGGGGAGGGGGGGGGCGGCAAUUACUAUACCAACAUACUGUACAUGUAUUUUCCUGGAAAUCUUAAUUCUAUUAAUUUGAAACCUUUUGGCCUUAAUUUUCAUGCAAUGUAUAGCUUAAUUUAUGGCCUACCAUUGCAUUCAUGGUUCAAACAAUGUCACAGUUUUAUUGCACAGUUAUUUACUAGGAUUUUUGAAAUUAUUGACAGGUAUUUCUUCAUGUUAGUGCGCCACUGAAUGCCAGAUGAUUUUACUUGUCAAAGGGAGGGUGCUGCCAUUCAUUGGCAGGGUUAUUGUUUGUAAUACUUUUGAUUCUGUGUGUUGGGGUUGUAACAUGAUUGCAAAAUGUAUUGUGUAGCCGAAGAAGCGAUCAACUGCUGUUUAACCCACUAAUAUGCAAUCCAACCAAUGGCCCCAACUCUAUUAUUUUACUUAGUUCAAUGAACAGACUUGGAAAAGUGUUGAAUAUUAAUGAUUAACCAGACUAUCUGCCUAUCAUCUGUUAAACCAUUCAUCCACAUACAAUAUGCUCUCAAUUAGUUGAUACAAUAUAUCAAUUGCAAGAUAAAUGCUUAGAGUACUGGCGACCAAUACAGUAUUUUUGAAAUGAGUGAAUUUGGAUUGAAUAGUUAUUAACCCUAUGGAGUGAAACAGAAAAUUAGAUUUUGAAACACAAUAUGGAAUUUUAAACUUGUUAAAAUUUGCCAAAACCUCGAAAUAUGGAUUGUUCCUUGAUCCAGUUGCUACAUGAAUGACUUAAAAUUGCUUACCAACUGAAAGAAAACUGGAGUUUAUCCAUGUAUUUGGUAGUACUGCCGCAGUAUUUCAAUUGGUAGAGUCAAAUUAAAUGCGUUUUUUACACCUGUGUGUGUGUGUGUGUGUGUGUGAAUAGAAUAUGUGUUGAUUAAUCCGGGUGGUCACUACAGGGGGAAAUAAUGUAAACCUUACCGAUUAUUCUCUUUUACCCAAUGGCCUCGUUUUCAUGUCAAAUACUUACUCAUGUUUUGUGCUUAGCAGGGUUGAAAAUUACUUUGUUAUUGAGCCUAAGCACAGCAAGAAACAAAUUUGUCCAGGAAAACAUUAGUAGGAAAACAUGGGAAUAUAAUCUUUAUCUGCCCCUGACAUGCUAAAAUAAGUUAACAUGGAAACGAGGCCAUUGGGUAAAAGAGAAUAAUCGGUAAGAUCUAUUGGAGUAAAUAAUGAAUAAAACCUGUGGUAUUUGGUAGUUUGCAUCUGACUGAGGCGAAAUUAUAAUCAAAGAACUGCAUAUUCGGAGUUGCAAGCGGAAUAUUUUUACUUUAACAUUCUUAGCUGCAUUAUUCAAUAUUAUUUCUUACCUUAACUAUUCCAAAUUAAGAUACAGUAGCUGCGGGGGCGUCAAAUAUUCAUUCCAAUUUCAAAAUAUUCAUAUUUUUACCCUCGAUAUUCCUACCUCAGACAUUCAUAUUCACAGGCCUUAAAAUAUCGGUCGGUCACGGACAUUGUCCGACCCAUUCGUGAAAUUGUCCGACGUAGAAAGGAAACCACCGGACAUUCUGUCCGAACUAAGUGAAACUGAGGUUUAUUGUUUGUCCGACCCAAGUGUAUUGGUGUCCGACCGAACUGUAGCUUUGUCAGACGUAUAAAUCAAAAUGUACCCUAGCCCAAGACUAGAGGCUUGUAUGUUAAAUGGAAAAUCACAGUACUAUUGUAUAAAAGGUCAACUGGAAAUGGUUUUUUUUUAACGUAGUCGAGCGCGGGGCGGCGAGCGAAAUGAUAAAGUGGAAAACGGGCUUAAGUUGUCGAAGUCUUUUUGAUACUGCUGUUCUGGAAAACAAGUUAAUUUUGGCUUGGAAAUAAGUAUGAAAGAAACAAAUUCUUUAAUAUCUUUACAACAUUUACCGUUUAUUCAUUUGUGUCAUUCAGACUUAUUUCCGAGUCAAAACUGAACUGAAGGUCAUCGGACAUACAGUAUGUCCGACCCAAACUCAACGUCACCCGACAUUUUGUCAGACGGCCCUGGAAAAGAUAUUUUAAGGCCUGGUCAUAUUCCUACCACCGAUGUUCAUAUAUUGAAACUACUCCAAAUCCUAUAUUCAAUAUUCGACUUCCACCCCCGCUGCAUAUGGCAGACAUUGAACCCCCUGUCACAUUGUGCCAGCAAUACCCUCGAUAAGAUAGGGUUAAUUAUUCCUCAGUUCGAAGAAAAAAAACGUGGGCACAUAUCUAGCGGAAAAUCUUACCUUAUAAAGAAAACAGUACCAAUUCGACUAAACAAAAAAGUGUUAUGUUAAUGCUAAAACCAACUGAUAUUAGAUAACAUACUUCAUUAUUUUGUAUUCAGGAGCGACCUACAUUAACGACGCAGUUCCACUCAGUGCUGUGGUCAUUACAAAUCAUGCUGAUGACAACACUGAUGGAUUAUUGAGUCACAAUGAUCUUAGUCCAAACCAACCUUUAUUAAGCAAUAAACUAUUUUCAAAUCCUGGUGAGUUACCAACGUUCUCAAAUGUAUCACCUACAGUUCCAACAGCAAGCAACACGAGAUACAGCAACAGUGAGCGAUCCAGUAAGGAAUCUCAAGAAAAAUCUAAUUCCUUGGAGAGUAGCUUAUCAAAUAAAAGUCUAGGUUUGAUCACUAGGCCAGUUGGUGAAGUGCACAGUAACAGUGAGAGAUCCAGUAAUCAGAAAUUACCAGACAAGUCUAGUUCCUCAGACGGUGGAUUAUCAGAUGGAAGUCUUGGCUUAGAAAAUAAGCCAGCUGUUGAAGCGCGCAGUAACAGUGACAGAUCCAGCAGUAUUAAAGGAUUUCGAAACAAACCUAUUUCCUCAGAUGGUAGAUUGUCAGAUGAAAUUCUUGGCUUCGAAAAUAAGCCACCUGCGCGCAGUAACAGUGAGAGAUCCAGUAUGGAAUCGGCACGGGACAAAUCAAUUUCUUCAGACAGUAGACUAUCAAAUAGAAGUCUUGAUUUCGUCAGUAAGCCAGUGGGUGACGUAUUGUCGAUGUCAAGUUAUUCUGACAAUUUUGAAUCUGAUGCAAGUGACCAUACGCGAGGCAGUAGUGCAAGCUGACCACAGUUAUCUUUCAAGUAAGUGCCAUUGUAAAAGUUAGUUGUGGUGAAGACCGUGUUGACACGAUGCAAUUUUUACUGAAACUAGUGUAGCAACGCUUUAUUCGUAUCGAAGAAAAUAUCAUUUCAGUGAGGCAACAAUUACCUUUCGGUACCGUGCCGCCACAACACAAACGGGAAUGUUCUGUUUAACUUGUGAAAGUGUGAAACAUGCAGGUAUAUAUUAAUAUAUACAUAAUAAAAGUCCAUCCAGU